AAGUGUGUAGCGAUUUUUUUUUUGUUAAAAUUUUUUGACGUCAGGCGUCAAUGAGAUAUAUAACUUGCGCGACACGCGUGGAAGGUGCGCGCGUAUUUGACCUGAGAAGGAGUUAGUUUGGACGAUCGUGCGCGAUCGAAGAGGUCGCAGGUGGCGUAGUAGUUGCCCUGUCGCGUGUGCGCGGGGUAGGUAGAAGCGGAGAAGGGUUGCUGGGUUCGGGGCGCGAGGGCUCGACCGCCGGCCGCUAGGAGUGGUGCGACAUGAGCUCGUGGUCUGGGAACAUCCUCUGCAACUGGAGGCGGAUUCGAGAGCGCGGUGGAUGUGGAGGGAACGACGCGUGGGGGAACCCCGCGAUACAGAGCGUGUUCAGCGACAGCCUGCUGUCGCGGCUGAAGGUGGACAGGGCGCUAGAGCUAGGGGGGGGGUGCGAGGAGCCGAGGAGCCCGAUAUACGCGCUGAGGUACGACGGGACGGGAGAGUACCUGGCGUCUGGAGACAAGGGGGGGCGUGGUGAGGCUGUGGGACGCGAGAAGGAGCAAGAGAGAGAGCUUGGUGAGGAGUUGGAACGCGGGGGGGAGGGGUGCCGAUACUGUGCGUCGAUUUUUUGGAGGAGAGGGGAGCGCAGGAGAAGGUGGUGGUGAGCGGUGGCUUGAAUCAGAGGGUGUGCGUGUACCACUCUGGGUCUAGGGACGCGUUGCCGCUGAGGCAGUUUUCGUGUCACGGGGGGGUCGGUGAGGAGUUUGGCGACGAUAGGGGGGGGACGUGCUGUUGUCCGCGGGGGACGACGGCACGGUGAGGCGGUAUGACAUGAGGGAGGCGCACAUGUGCGGUGGGUACGGUCAGGAGUGCGGCAACGCGAUAGUAAGCUUGCACCGGAGAGAGAGCCGGUCGCGUCGUUUUUUUUUUGAACGUCAUGUUUGGGGCGAUGUCGACGAGGGUCGAGGUCUACGCGUUGGCGGUGCACCCCAGCGAGUCUUACUAUUUCGUGAUAGGGGGGAGCGAUCGCUUGGUUCGCCUGUACGACAUGAGGAUGCCGCAGAGUUCGGAGGAGCCCCGCCUGGGGCUGCCGUUGGUGCACGCUUGGCUUCCUGGGGAGUGGACGGGCAGGGGGGGUUGGUGGAGCAUGGCGCAGGUGACGGGACUUGCAUGGAGUUACGACGGCAGUCGGAUAGCCGCGUCCUACUCGGGCGACCGGAUUUUCAUCAUCGACGCGGCGGAGGCGUUCAAGAGAGGUCUGGGCACCGCCGCGCCGGAAGGCGAGUGCAGGGCGAAGAGGCGGAGGUGCCCGGCUCGAGACGAGGGGGAUGGGAGGUCGGCGGAGCUCGACUCAGGAAGGAGAGGAAGGGGUGGCGUCGACGCGGCGCAGGACGACGUCGAUUACCGCCACCGUCGGCGCCGCCGACACCGCCAGGACGUGUUGGUGGCGGCGGCGUGUUCAGAAGAGGUCUUGACUCGCGAAGAAGACGACGACCAGCGAGCCAGGCUCCGAGCGACGUUUUUGUCCUCAACGUCCUCAUUGAUGGCCGAAGCGCCGUCCAUCACCGUGUCGGACACCUCUUCUGAAGAGGGCGCGUCUUCGGAGAGCAGUCGCACGGCGUCUCGCGUCGCGUCUCGCGCCUCGUCGUCUCGCGACGCGCCGGACUCUCCGGAGAUGGGCGACGAGGGCUCUCUGUUCCGAGGGGAGGAGUCGACGCCCUCCGGCGCGGAUAGGUGGGACUUGUCUCUGGACGGAGAGGACGACGGUUCGGGUCCGUCGCUAGGAAAUUUUUCUGAGUCGUCGUUUUAUUCUUCCGACUCGCCCGACGACCUACUUCAGGGCCCGCCCGCCGGGCUCCCCGCCGGCGCGCCUGGGUCCCCCUCCGGCAGCGAGUCCUCGACUUCGAACGGGCUGCUGUCGUUCCUCCAGAGGAGCAGCGUGUUGCUGUUCCCCCCUCGCGCCGGCGCGGCCCGCUCUCGGUGGAACCGCGCGCUGUACGGGUACCAAUGCUGGAAUCUGAUCUCGAUGGAAGACAUUCGACUGGCGGACCGCCGGAUGCUGGGCGUGAUGACCGGCCACAUCAAUCUCGCCACGAAGAACCUUCAAGUUUUUUUUUUUGGCGGGGCACGUCACGGCUGUCGAGAAUACGUCGUCUCGGGCUCCGACGACGGCGGAAUCUACAUCUGGAGCCUGUCGUCGAUGAAAAUCGUCCAAGUGCUGACCGAGAGGAAAGACGUGGGACUAGUCGUCCCCCAUCCCUGCUCCCUUCAACUCGCCUCGAGCUCGAACGGAGAAAUCUCGUUCUGGACGCCCAUCGGGCCGCCCACCUCGAGGGUGUCCCGUCUAGAGCGUAACUUCCUGAGGGCCACGAUGAACAGCUUCUUCGUGGAAAACGCGACCUCCGUCAGCACCUUCUCCAGGGUGGUGCUGAGCAUCGACGAGGCCUCCGCGCCCCUGCGGACGUCGGACACCUCGGCGGACCCAACCCGAGACCGCGGCGCGCGGCGUCCGGGCGUCGUGCUCGGGUCGGCGGACGGCCCGGAGUCCGUCGUGAUUCUCGACGCGCCCGCCCUCGGCUGCAUCAUCCAGUGAUAAGGAGCGGCGCGCCGCAGCGCGCACGUUGGGCGUGCGUUGUGUACAUAUACGCACCCGCGAUAUCAGUCAAUGCGUUCCGCGAUGCGUUCGUUUGUUUCGCACGGUGCGUUUCAC
Molecule: messenger RNA, 2686 nt
Organism: Schistocerca gregaria
Lineage: Eukaryota; Metazoa; Arthropoda; Insecta; Orthoptera; Acrididae
Product: DDB1- and CUL4-associated factor 6-like
Exons: 4
Coding region: 914-2569 (551 amino acids)
Biological process (GO): negative regulation of fatty acid biosynthetic process
Cellular component (GO): Cul4-RING E3 ubiquitin ligase complex; cytoplasm
Molecular function (GO): protein binding
Source: RefSeq, a predicted model, not a curated record